GCAGUGCAGUAGUUUUAGUGUUUGAAUGCCAAAAGUUACAAUCACAUAUAAGCAAAGUUACGAGAACCUGCCCAGUGAUGCUAAAACAUGUGAUACAUCAUCACCUUGGAGCAAGAGCGAAUUCUGAACAUUGACUGAACCUUUAGUAGGGGGCCUUUAAAAGUUCUACAAAAAUAAUUCUAACUUGCUUCAUCUCUGAAACUCAGUCAGUCUUCAUUGCAAGUAUGGGAUGUGUGAGUUCUGUGAAAAAGGGGGGUGAUAUGAACCAUGGGAAGAAAUCUCGACCCCCAGAAGUCAACAGAUAUACCAAAGACCCAUCUAAGAAUUCAUCACUGUUGCCUGGGCAGGUUCUGCAGAAUGCGGAUGCUACAUCCACAGACAAGAUAGCCAUCUGCUUAUUCACAUAUGAAGCCGAGAAUAAGAAUGAGCUCUCGUUCAACAAAGGAGAGAAACUCGUAAUAUUGGAUGACAAUAGCGAGUGGUGGAAAGCAAAGUCCCGUUCCUCUGGCAAAGUAGGAUUAGUACCUUCUAAUUACAUAAAGCUAGAAGAAACCCUGGAUAACAAAGACUGGUUUUUUAAGAACAUCAGCAGAAUUACAGCUGAGAGAAACCUGAUGGCUCCUGCCAAUAAACCUGGUGCUUUCCUCAUCCGCGAAAGCGAGACAACUCCAGGAUGUUACUCUAUGUCAGUGAGAGACGUGGGUCCUAAUGGCUCAGCUGUGGUAAAGCAUUAUAAGAUCCGCCUUUUGGAAAAUGGAGGAUUUUACAUCUCUCCACGAGUCACCUUCAGAACAUUAGAUGACCUCAUUGCAUAUUAUAAGAAGCAAGCCAAUGGUUUGUGUUAUCGGUUAAGCAAACCGUGUGUGAAACCUAAAAAUGCAGUCCAAUGGGAUGAAGAUGCUUGGGAAAUUUCCAAAGAAUCUCUUCAUAUGACGAAGAAGCUUGGAGCUGGUCAGUUUGGUGAGGUCUGGUUAGCAACGUAUAAAAACACUACCAAAGUGGCGGUGAAGACCUUGAAGCCUGGCAGCAUGUCAAUUGAGGCAUUUCUGCAGGAGGCGAAUUUGAUGAAAACGCUACAACAUGACCGACUUGUCCGUCUUUACGCUGUGGUCACCAAAACACAGCCCCUCUAUAUCAUCACUGAAUUCAUGGCUAAUGGGAGUUUGCUGGACUUUCUGAAAAGUCCACCAGGCAGAAAAAUACAGCUGCCUAAACUGAUUGACUUUGGAGCUCAAAUUGCAGAAGGUAUGGCAUACAUAGAAAAGAAGAACUACAUUCACAGAGACUUGAGAGCUGCAAACGUUCUUGUUAGUGAAAGCCUACUGUGUAAGAUCGCUGACUUCGGCCUAGCUAGGGUCAUUGAGGACAAUGAAUAUUCAGCCAGAGAAGGUGCUAAAUUUCCCAUUAAAUGGACUGCACCAGAAGCUAUAAACUAUGGUUCAUUCACCAUCAAAUCAGACAUGUGGUCAUUUGGCAUUCUUCUCUAUGAGAUCGUCACGUUUGGGAAAAUCCCCUACACAGGUCUAAGCAACAGCGAAGUAAUGGCACGAGUGCAGCGUGGCUAUCGGAUGCAGUGUCCUGAAAAUUGCCCAGCCGAACUGUAUGAGAUCAUGGGUUCAUGCUGGAAGGCCAAACCAGAGGAGCGACCGACAUUUGACUACAUACAAAGUGUGCUGGAGGACUAUUAUACAGCCACAGAGGGCCAGUACCAGAGCCAGCCAUAAUACUGUGCCAUAUUCAAAACAAGAACAUCAUAUAUAACGGUUUUUUUUGUUAUUACAUGGGUGCCAGGUUAUGGGCUACAAGGAAACACUUCUUAGAAGAAGAAAUGCACAAAUAUGCAAUGAAGUUUCAGCAGGUGAAGCUAAUACUCUUAGCUGAUCUCUUUGAGUGGACCCAAUGCAUGGUCAACAAACAGAAAAAUAACAGGUUUCAGGUUUGUUAGAGAUUAAGGUAAUAAUAGAAGUCUAACAGUUGAUCCACCAGCAGAUGUUGGAAUGACCUGGAAUAAUCACGAAACUGUAAAAAAACAAACAAAAAAAAACGUACUCAGCUUAGUGCACUAUAAAGGUGUGGUCAGAUCUUAAAAAUGCUGACAUUUAUGGAACCCCAAAACCCCUCAUAUUUAUCUAAUCAGCCCAUUACAUGGCAGUUGCACAAAUAAUGAAGGUAUUGGUCAAGAGAUUCAGAUAAUGUUUCAAUAAAAAUGAUAAUGGGGUUCACAAGUUCAGAUGGAAAGAAAGGUAAAGGUUUUUUUCUCGUCACAUACCUUACAGCACAGUGAAAAGCUUUUCUUUGCAUAUCCCAGGAAUUUUGGGAAGCUGGGGCCAGAUUGCAGGGUCAGCCAUGUUACAGUACCCCUGGAUCACAAUGGGGCUGAGGGCCUUGCUCAGGGGCCCCCCCAGAGUGGCAUCCAGCUCUCUGAUCAGUAACCCAGAUCCCUAACCACCAAGCUGACCACAUGCCACCAAGCUCACCACAAGUCGCUGUCAGCCUCAAAAGAGGAAUCAGAAGCUACAGUGGGCACAAACGGAAUAUAUUCAGAUUGCCUGGGCUUUUUACACCCAGGCUUCAGCAAUUUGCUUCAUGAGAUCUUUCAAAAUGUUCAUAAUGGGAUCGGAUAGUGUUUUUAUUUUUUAAGUUACUGUAGCCUUUCCAUCUGUUCAAACCGGUUGGAUCAUUUACCACAGACGGCAUUUCUGCCCAAUGUACAGACUUGGCACAUAAGGUGGCCAGUAAGUGAAGGAAAGAAUUGUGCUCUAAAUAGUUGUAACAAUUCAUUUCUGAGAAUCUCUUUUGUAAAUAAGGUUUUUUUUUUGUGUUCUCCAAAACUGGAAAUUGAUGCAAACCAAUAUUAUAAUUUGUCCAUUAUUAGUAACCCUAUAUGGAACCUGGUGUACAUUGGUACAUAUGUAAUUAGUAACUGCCUCAUGUUAGCAUCAAUUACCAUGCAUAUUUAUUAGAUUAGGAUUUUAUGUGAAACUAACUGCUUUCAGAAUACAAGACAGUUUGUGGUAAAAAGGAAUUUAUUAAACAAAUAAGUAAUUACAAUAAAACACCUGCUUGAGCAAAGAUUUUA
Molecule: messenger RNA, 3079 nt
Organism: Silurus meridionalis
Lineage: Eukaryota; Metazoa; Chordata; Actinopteri; Siluriformes; Siluridae
Product: tyrosine-protein kinase Lyn-like
Exons: 13
Coding region: 225-1724 (499 amino acids)
Biological process (GO): cell differentiation; cell surface receptor protein tyrosine kinase signaling pathway; innate immune response
Cellular component (GO): extrinsic component of cytoplasmic side of plasma membrane
Molecular function (GO): non-membrane spanning protein tyrosine kinase activity; ATP binding; signaling receptor binding
Source: RefSeq, a predicted model, not a curated record